Nymphaea colorata (pocket water lily) is the source of this 1326-nucleotide messenger RNA. Its product is annotated as probable U3 small nucleolar RNA-associated protein 11. Bases 350 to 1042 code for a protein of 230 amino acids. Lineage: Eukaryota; Viridiplantae; Streptophyta; Magnoliopsida; Nymphaeales; Nymphaeaceae. Gene Ontology annotation, biological process: rRNA processing. The record is from RefSeq and is a predicted model, not a curated record. Gene Ontology annotation, cellular component: small-subunit processome; nucleolus. The transcript is spliced from 11 exons.
CUCCUCUUUUCGAGUGAGUGUUGAGAGAAUUACAGAGGAAGGGAGAACGAGAGAGAGAGAGAAAGAGAGCGUGGAGGAAAAAGAGGAGAGAACGAGAGAACAAGGGGGGCGACGGGAGAGAUUGAAAGGAAGAAAGUGGGCGGCAAGAAGGAAAUGUUUGUCGCCCCUUGAUUCAGGUCUCUCUCUGUCUCUCUGAUGGACCGAGAAUGUGAUGAGAUUGUUACCUGGGCAGGCCAAACUACAGGGCUUUAUUAAACCCGGUUCAUGAUGGAUUAUACACACAUCAUUUUUGCACAGCGGAAGUAAUUAAGAAGUCAGCUCUCUGAGGCCUGCACUUUUUAGUUUCAAAAUGUCAUCCUUGAAGAAUGUAAUCCACAGGCGCAUUCACAAGGAGCGGAAUCAGCCAGAAUCAAGGAAAAAGUUUGGUUUCCUUCAGAAACAUAAAGACUACGUUCUAAGGGCUCGGGACUUUCAUAAAAAAGAGGAAACAAUCCGAAAACUUAAAGAGAAAGCAGCAUUCAAGAACCCUGAUGAAUUUUAUUUUAAGAUGGUCAACACAAGGACUGUUGACGGAGUACACAAAUCUGAGAAUCGAGCCAACAAAUACAGUGCUGACGAACUCUUGAUGAUGAAGACUCAAGACAUGGGCUAUGUGUUACAGAAAUCUCAGAGUGAAAAGAAGAAAAUUGAAAGAUUGUCCUCCACAUUGCAUUAUCUAGGCAAUCGUCCAGCAAGUAAACACAUUUAUUUUGCUGAUGAUAGGGAGGAGGCUAAAGAGAUAAGAUCACAUUUAUCUGAAAAAGAAGCGUCUCCCCAUUCUAGAUCUGCAGAUAUGCCUGAAAUAAUAAAGAAAACUGCUGCAUCGUAUGAGGAAUUGGAGGCCAGGAAGAAGAGAGUGCAUACUUUAGAAAGGAUGCACAUGAACAUGGCAUUGCAGAGGGAGUUGCAGAAGAAAGGAAGAAAAAGGAAGCUUCGUGAUGAUGAGCUUGUUUGCCCGACAGACCAACCUGUGUACAAAUGGCGGAAGGAGAGGAAACGUUAGAUGGAGUGGAAGGACCGACUAAAAGAACAAUCAGACUCAACGGGAGGUCCGUCAUAGUGUACUUUGUUUUUGAAAAAUGUGUCACAAAUAUCACUUGAUUGUCAGAAGAAAAUUUUUUGGUAGGCCAUUUAAGGAAUUCUCUUCUAGGCACUUUUACGUAAAUCGAUGCUUUUUUUCAACUUUCGGAAUGACUGAUGAGAGACCCAUUCAUGAGCUGUAUCCUUGUUGUAAAGGAUUUCUGGAGAAAUUUUCAUGGGAAUGAGAAAUUCACUUCCUUUUAUGGA